UGCAUUGGCUUUGAUAUUCUCGUCCACACUCUUCUCUGCGAACCCAAGACAUUAACACAUUAUCUUGCUCACAUAGAGAAGCUUGUAAAAACCAAAGUAAAUUGGAUUUGGAUUAUCAUAUAUGGAGCUGGAGAGAUAAAUUUAUUUGACUAAGAAGCAGCACCACAAUCAUGACUGUGAGCCUAUCGAAUGUAUUCAAAAGAUCUUAUGCAGUGAAGGGCAUCCUGUUUUUAUCAUGUAUCAUGUUGUUAUCACAUAUUAACUUUUACAAGCCCGAGAAAUUCGUCAAAAUGAUGAGCUCCAAGAUAGUGCCGCCCGCUUAUGAAGAUUUAGUGGGUCUCGACGCGGAUGACCCGAGAUUGAUCGAUUACAUCCGCCAACACGUCAUCGUGCCUCCCUCUACCGAACCCUACAAUUUGCAUUAUGGGAUCAACCAUGACCCUUCUGACGGCCAGGCAAAAGUAGUUGACGAACUACUAAAUCGAAAGCGAAAUGGCUUUUACAUCGAGAGUGGGGGCUUCACAGGCGAAGUUUUGAGCAACACCCUGUUUUUUGAAAUUAAACGAAAUUGGACCGGGAUCCUGAUUGAGCCGAACCCGAAGAACUUUAAAAAGUUAUUGUCUAGGAAUCGAAAAGCGCACUCAGCUAAGGCCUGCAUCGGAGAAAUAGAAGCUGCAGCCAAGGUUGUAUUUGUAAACCGGAAAGACAUCGGAAAGAUAUUCAAUGUUCAAGAUUCAAGCAACACCGGAGAGUCAUUGGACCUGAACAACGCAAUAUGUUUCCCGUUGUACUCGUUUCUGCUCGCGCUUGGCAAAACAACCGUCGACUACUUCAGCCUCGACGUCGAGAGUUCAGAGUACAAGGUCCUGCAAUCCAUUCCUUGGGACAAGGUUGAUAUCAAGACGUUAUCCGUGGAGUACAACAUCAUCCCAGAAGGAAAGCCUGCGCUGAUUGAUUUCAUGACGUCCAAAGGCUAUAUCCACUACAUGGAAUUGAACAGGCCCUAUACACACGACCUUAUAUUCGUCAAACAGGAAGUGUUGGAUCAUACAAGAGUGUCAUACAGAGAUCUGCCCAUUUUAAAUAGUAAUAACACGUACAUGUGGAUUAAACGUACGAAUUUUGAUUCGUAAUUUAAACAGGGGCAUCACUAGGUUUUAAGGACAUUGCAUGAAGCCUCCAGGAGACGCUCAGGAAAUGACCAUAAAACUAGGAUCGAGUGUUUUUUGAGUGUUUUUUGAACAUAUGAAUGAUCGAGUGUUUUUUGAACAUAUUUGGAGACCACAUUAAAUUGAAU
Hyalella azteca is the source of this 1297-nucleotide messenger RNA. Its product is annotated as protein Star-like. Bases 171 to 1133 code for a protein of 320 amino acids. The transcript is spliced from 5 exons. The record is from RefSeq and is a predicted model, not a curated record. NCBI's taxonomy places the organism in Eukaryota, Metazoa, Arthropoda, Malacostraca, Amphipoda, Hyalellidae.